ACAGUAAUUAACAAGCUGUUAUUAUCAAUAAUGGUUGCAUUAUGAUACGAAGCAGAUGCAGCCGUGUUGAUCUGGUUCGUCCAGUAUGCUUUCGAUUUCUGUCAGGCUGACAACUAUGGUGGAUAUCAGCCGUGGGUCCACCAUCACUUUCAGUGCGAUUGCCCCUGCAAGCAAUCACUGUGCCAAUGUUGUCUCAUGGUCAGGUCACCAGGGGCACCCAUGGGAUGUUCACAAUUACCUCGAGCCCGUGGCAAUAACGAGCAAACACGGUUUGGUGGUCGUCUCCUCUCGCGCAAUGGACCGUCUGACCACGUGCCAAGGCGCAAGCCGCUGCGGGACUGUGGCCACGUUUCCAGCCUAUGUGCCAGGCCCACGUGGCACAGUUUUGCAAAGGGGUUGGGACACGUGUUAUCCCUCCCCCUCUCCUCUUCCUCCUCUUUGCACGGUUGGCAUGCCUUGCAUUGCAGCCGGGCAGGGAGCUGCAAUUACACACGCAGGACGGACGUUCAUGCUCUUGGGGUCAUCAGCUACCACGUCCAAAGGCCGGGCAAAACAUCAUGGCGAACGGACAUGUCCUCACUUCUUCGAUGGAAGAAUGGCCGGAAGGCCUCAAUAUGCCACAUGGGGCUUGAAUAGCAGCAGUCGCCGGAUGGGAAAGUGGAUAUUAAGCAAAGAUGUGCUGCCAAUGGAUUGCUUGACGGAGGAAUUCAGGCCGCAAUGGAGGAUAAGAAGAAAUGACGUGGCAUUUAAUUUAUCGCCAGUGGUGGCGUGCGCCACUGAUAAUGCUUUGCCGUUGGUAAACGAAGAAGUCGGGUGGGAUGGGGAGGAAAUGGGGAGGGAGGAGGAGAAGGUGGUGCCUACCUUGGAAGAUUGCUACAAGGCCACAGAAUUCGAGGAAACAGUUGCAACUAAAGAGCUUGUGUGGGGUAGAAGGGUGACGAUGACCAUGACAGGGCUAGUGGGAAUAAUUACAGCGAUGGCGGCAGCGCCUUCUCUGACAGCAUCAGCGGCUGCAGCAGGAACCGAGGCCUCUUCCGCAGGGUUUUCCGCCUCUGACACCCCUGCCUCAUUUACUGCCGACAAGACGACGGCGGUCAUGCCGAGAGCGAUGGCCAUCACCGCAGAGGAGGAGACGCAUGCGAAGGAUGCAUUGCAAGGCUCCCGAUCACAGUCUCCUCCAUCACCAUUGCCGUCUUCAUCAUCUUCCUCCUCUUCUAGGGAAACUCUCCCGAAUAGUUUGCAGGAAGACAGAGAAGACAUUGGGCUGCCGCGGUCGGUGCGCAACAUUCCAGGUGUUGAUUCAACAAUCACAUCCAGGGUGUUUAUGGAUUUCGGGCUGUGUCCGACUGCCACACGAUCUGGUCGCACACUUGGCAACCGUUCAAUAGUCUGUGAUCAGCCGGACGAGCUGCCACUCGGCCGCGUGGUGAUCGGUUUGUACGGCAAACAGGCGCCACAAUCGGUGGCCAAUUUCGUGGCAAUGUGCAAUGGGAGCGCAGGGUCCACGUACGCGGGAACACUCAUCCAUCGCAUCGUUCCUGGGCAGUUCAUACAAGGUGGCAAACUGGGAGCAGCAGACAAGGGGGAGGUUAUGCCACCAUCAAAGCUUAGUCGCAAUCAGGAGUUAGUCAGCCCGUCUGCGUUCAAGCUGCGUCACACACGGCCGGGGACGGUGUCGCUCUGCCUGUCGGUCAAUGAUGACACGGACGCGCAAAGGAAGCGCAUGGAUUACCAGAGUGUGGAGUUCCUAAUAACCACUGGUGCGUACGGAAUUACGUAAUUUUUGUUCUCUAUAAUGUGACCACCAAUUGGUUAUAUCCCACCACACACCACUGGUGAGGCCGGGGGCUUUUCACAGACCGCCGAGCUGGCAUCCGCGUCUGUCUUCUCUCACAGCAGCCACGGGCCUUUCUUUUUAAAUUGUCCCUCUUCGCUCCCAACUUUCUCCCUGCCAUAAGAAGAAGAAAAGUAAUUAACUGUGUGAAUGCCCAGGGCAGCUGUCUACUUUGGCUGGCUAACUUCUUUCACCAACCAAAUUCAACACACGGGCGGCAUUGCACCACUGGACUUAGAUGCUCCUUCCAUGUGUGUAUGAUAUGCGCAUUCCUUCUGCAUGGGGAAAGAAGCUCGACAAAUCUUUGGCGACGUGUGGCUUGGAGGGAAUGUCACCUAUCUCGCCCCUGUGCCCCUUAUCCUUCCCGUCUGCCGGCCAUCAAAAUCCCAAUUUGAAAGCGUCGUUUGCUUCCCCUUCUCCAUCUCCACUUGUGGUUCACUAUCUCGACCAGUUUCCUCUCGUCCCUCUGCCUCCCCCGUUGUUUGUUGUUUUUCCCCUUCUUUUGGAAGCCUCUUCUUCAACUCUUCAGAGGGGUAAACAGUAAAUGACAGAAACGCAC
This is a messenger RNA of Chara braunii, 2393 nucleotides long. The record is from the annotation of a GenBank genome assembly. Lineage: Eukaryota; Viridiplantae; Streptophyta; Charophyceae; Charales; Characeae.